GGCGCGGGCAGAGUCGGCGGCAUGUCCGGCAGAGGCAAGGGCGGGAAGGGGCUCGGCAAGGGGGGCGCCAAGCGCCACCGCAAGGUGCUGCGCGACAACAUCCAGGGCAUCACCAAGCCGGCCAUCCGCCGGCUGGCUCGGCGCGGCGGCGUGAAGCGCAUCUCGGGGCUCAUCUACGAGGAGACGCGCGGCGUGCUGAAGGUCUUCCUGGAGAACGUGAUCCGCGACGCCGUCACCUACACGGAGCACGCCAAGAGGAAGACGGUCACGGCCAUGGACGUGGUCUACGCCCUCAAGCGCCAGGGACGCACCCUCUACGGCUUCGGCGGCUAAAGCUUUCCGCCCCCGGACCAUCUCGAGAACCCAAAGGCUCUUCUAAGAGCCACCCGCUUCCUCCGAAGAAGAGCUGUGACAUUCUUUUCUCUGUAAGGAUAUCUGGAAUAUUUGCUAUCUAAUUUCUAAAACUUAGUAACACUGGCGGCUAUGGAACACUGCUAAAAGGUGUUAUGAUUAGAUAAGUGCGAUCUAACGUUUUAAUUCGCUGUUACUGGCGAAGUUGUCUUUGCUGUGUAAAAGAAGCGCUUUUUUUCUCUGUACUCCUUAAAUUUCCUUGCAAAUGUUGUACCCCACUAAAAAGUCAUUUCAAGUGCUUUUAGAAGUUAAAACAAUGUUUUCUAUACCUUUUUUUAAUCUUCGCCGAUUUAAACAUAAUUAUCUGGAACAUUGUUCAAUGCCUUGUACUUGGAAAUUUUCAUUUAACUGAGAGUAGAUAAUCCACUGCAAGAGAGAAAGGGAAACCAAUUCAGCACCUAGGGAAAGGUAUACAAGUUGUUCUGAGAUGAACGUUUUAUUUCCGAUAUUUCUAAAUAAACUUUUUUCCU
Messenger RNA from Aptenodytes forsteri (emperor penguin), 881 nucleotides. Its product is annotated as histone H4. Gene Ontology annotation, cellular component: nucleosome. The record is from RefSeq and is a predicted model, not a curated record. Gene Ontology annotation, biological process: nucleosome assembly. NCBI's taxonomy places the organism in Eukaryota, Metazoa, Chordata, Aves, Sphenisciformes, Spheniscidae. Gene Ontology annotation, molecular function: structural constituent of chromatin; DNA binding; protein heterodimerization activity. The transcript has a single exon. The coding region runs from base 22 to 333 and encodes 103 amino acids.